AGGGGCAAAGGAGAAGGGAGAGAGGGAGAGCGUGCCAGACAGGAAGGAGCGCCCUAGAGUCUCCGAAGCACGAAAGAGAUAACCAAUUAGGAAUUUUUCGGGCAACUGUCACCCACCCCGAGAGCAGCCAGAGACUCACCAUCACCCCAACUCUGACGUUUCCUACAAGAAGUUAGAGACUUAAGCAGUACUGACAUCGGAGGGAAAUGGUAUGUUUGAUGCUGUGGAAAAUACCCCGGAGCUGAAGAAGUGCAACUGGAUGUUGUGUGUGCGUUAAAUACCAGAAGAGCUCAGACCCCGUGGGUAAUAGAGACUAAAUGUGGAGAGAAUGACUAACGACAAAUCUGUGAAUUUGUUCUCUGGAGUUGCUAAUUUGCCAGCCCGAAGCAACACAUUUUACAAGGAGGAAACGUUUUGCUGCUUCUGAUUUCUUCCCAAACUGGUGCUACCAGAUGCAUGGCUUUCUAUGUGCUGAAACAGCUCAUUUCUAACUGCAGCAUACCGGGAAAGGGGAAAGGUUGAGGCAACUAACUGGCUGUCUCCAAAUAAGUCAUGAGAUGUAAUGCAUCCUCCAGCCCAUGCACGCUUCCUCUUGCAAUUCGUGCAUCAUUCCUCAGUGGAAACCUUUAAACCCUAAAAUCCAGGAAAAGAAAAUAAAUACAUUAUCAUGGACCUGAGGGAUUUUUACCUGUUGGCUGCUCUGAUUGCCUGUUUAAGGCUGGAUUCCGCAAUAGCUCAAGAACUUAUUUACACUAUUAGAGAGGAAUUGCCUGAAAAUGUGCCCAUAGGAAACAUACCAAAGGAUCUGAACAUUUCUCACAUCAAUGCUGCCACAGGGACCAGCGCCAGCCUUGUCUACAGACUGGUUUCUAAAGCUGGGGAUGCCCCUUUGGUGAAAGUAUCUAGUAGCACUGGCGAAAUUUUCACAACCUCCAAUAGAAUAGACAGAGAAAAACUCUGUGCUGGAGCCUCUUACGAUGAGGAGAAUGAGUGUUUCUUUGAACUUGAGGUGGUGAUCCUCCCCAAUGAUUUUUUCAGGCUGAUCAAAAUUAAAAUAAUUGUCAAGGAUACCAAUGAUAAUGCCCCCAUGUUUCCAUCUCCUGUCAUCAAUAUUUCCAUCCCAGAAAACACUUUGAUCAACAGUCGCUUUCCAAUUCCAUCAGCAACAGAUCCUGACACAGGCUUCAAUGGUGUACAGCAUUAUGAAUUGUUAAAUGGGCAGAGUGUUUUUGGACUGGAUAUCGUGGAAACUCCGGAAGGAGAGAAGUGGCCGCAAUUGAUUGUUCAGCAAAACUUGGACAGAGAACAGAAAGAUACCUAUGUGAUGAAAAUCAAAGUAGAGGAUGGAGGCACUCCACAGAAAUCCAGCACAGCCAUACUGCAGGUCACAGUAAGUGAUGUAAAUGACAACAGGCCAGUGUUUAAAGAGGGUCAAGUGGAGGUGCAUAUUCCAGAGAAUGCUCCCGUAGGCACCUCUGUAAUUCAGCUCCAUGCCACUGAUGCAGAUAUAGGCAGUAAUGCUGAAAUCCGGUACGUUUUUGGUGCCCAGGUCGCCCCUGCAACCAAAAGACUCUUUGCUUUAAAUAAUACUACUGGGUUGAUUACAGUUCAGAGGUCCUUAGAUCGAGAGGAGACAGCCAUUCACAAAGUGACAGUGCUGGCUAGUGAUGGCAGCUCCACUCCCGCUCGAGCAACGGUUACCAUCAAUGUCACUGAUGUAAAUGAUAACCCUCCAAACAUAGACCUCAGGUACAUUAUAAGUCCCAUCAAUGGCACAGUGUAUUUGUCUGAGAAAGAUCCUGUCAAUACAAAGAUUGCCCUAAUUACAGUUUCAGAUAAGGACACAGAUGUGAAUGGCAAAGUGAUCUGUUUUAUUGAAAGAGAGGUCCCGUUUCAUUUGAAGGCAGUAUACGACAACCAAUAUUUGUUAGAGACGUCCUCUUUGUUGGACUAUGAGGGCACCAAAGAAUUCAGCUUUAAAAUUGUUGCCUCUGAUUCUGGGAAGCCCAGUUUAAAUCAGACUGCUCUGGUAAGGGUUAAGCUUGAGGACGAAAAUGACAACCCACCAAUUUUCAACCAGCCUGUAAUUGAGCUGUCAGUUACUGAAAACAACCGUCGUGGGUUGUACUUAACAACUAUUAGUGCCACAGAUGAAGACAGUGGGAAAAAUGCAGAUAUUGUUUAUCAGCUUGGACCGAAUGCCUCCUUCUUUGAUCUGGACCGAAAGACAGGAGUUUUGACAGCCUCCAGAGUCUUUGACAGAGAAGAACAAGAAAGAUUCAUUUUUACAGUAACUGCCAGGGACAAUGGGACCCCUCCCCUCCAAAGCCAAGCGGCUGUGAUAGUUACUGUUCUGGAUGAAAAUGACAAUAGCCCCAAGUUUACUCAUAAUCAUUUUCAAUUUUUUGUGUCUGAGAAUCUGCCAAAGUAUAGUACUGUGGGGGUAAUCACAGUGACAGAUGCAGAUGCUGGAGAGAAUAAAGCUGUGACUCUUUCCAUUCUAAAUGACAAUGAUAAUUUUGUGUUGGAUCCCUAUUCUGGAGUCAUAAAGUCAAAUGUCUCAUUUGACAGAGAGCAGCAGAGUUCCUACACUUUCGAUGUCAAAGCCACUGAUGGGGGGCAACCACCCCGUUCCUCUACUGCAAAAGUAACUAUAAAUGUCAUGGAUGUCAAUGACAAUAGUCCAGUUGUCAUUUCGCCACCUUCUAAUACUUCUUUUAAGUUGGUGCCUCUCUCAGCCAUUCCUGGCUCCGUGAUAGCAGAAGUUUUUGCCGUGGAUAUUGACACUGGGAUGAAUGCUGAACUUAAGUAUACAAUUGUGAGUGGGAACAACAAAGGCCUGUUUCGGAUUGAUCCAGUAACAGGUAACAUCACUCUGGAAGAAAAACCAGCACCUACUGAUGUGGGCUUGCACCGAUUGGUGGUCAACAUAAGUGACCUGGGAUACCCUAAGUCUCUGCACACGCUUGUGCUUGUUUUUCUUUAUGUUAAUGACACUGCUGGCAAUGCCUCCUAUAUCUAUGACUUGAUUCGCAGGACUAUGGAGACCCCAUUGGACAGGAACAUAGGCGAUAGCAGCCAACCCUAUCAAAACGAGGACUAUCUCACCAUCAUGAUCGCCAUUGUUGCAGGUGCCAUGGUGGUCAUCGUCGUGAUCUUCGUCACCGUUCUGGUGCGCUGUCGCCAUGCAUCAAGAUUCAAAGCAGCUCAGAGAAGCAAGCAAGGUGCCGAAUGGAUGUCCCCAAACCAGGAGAACAAACAAAACAAGAAAAAGAAAAGGAAGAAAAGAAAGUCUCCCAAGAGCUCUCUUUUGAACUUUGUUACCAUCGAAGAGUCCAAACCCGAUGAUGCAGUUCACGAACCCAUCAAUGGGACAAUAAGCCUGCCGGCUGAGCUGGAGGAGCAAAGCAUAGGUAGAUUUGACUGGGGUCCGGCACCUCCAACCACCUUCAAGCCGAACAGCCCUGACCUGGCCAAGCACUACAAAUCCGCUUCUCCACAGCCCGCUUUCCAUCUUAAACCAGACACUCCGGUUUCCGUGAAAAAGCAUCACGUGAUCCAGGAGCUCCCGUUGGACAACACCUUUGUCGGGGGUUGUGACACCCUUUCCAAACGCUCUUCCACUAGUUCAGAUCACUUCAGUGCCUCAGAGUGCAGUUCCCAAGGAGGCUUCAAGACAAAGGGCCCCUUACACACCAGACAGUGUAACUCACACAGCAAAAGUGACAAUAUUCCUGUCACUCCUCAGAAAUGUCCCAGCUCUGCGGGUUUCCACAUUCAGGAGAAAGAAGAAAGCCAUUACGAGUCGCAGCGCCGGGUUACCUUUCAUCUCCCUGAUGGCUCCCAGGAAAGCUGCAGUGACAGUGGUCUAGGAGACCACGAGCCGGUGGGUAGUGGAACCCUGAUCUCACACCCUCUUCCUCUGGUUCAGCCACAGGACGAAUUCUACGACCAGGCCUCUCCAGACAAGAGGACUGAAGCAGAUGGCAACUCUGAUCCCAACUCUGAUGGGCCUCUGGGCCCCCGAGGAUUAGCUGAAGCUACAGAGAUGUGCACUCAAGAGUGCUUGGUUUUGGGUCACUCUGAUAACUGCUGGAUGCCUCCUGGCUUGGGUCCAUAUCAACACCCUAAAUCACCUCUCUCAACCUUUGCACCCCAGAAAGAAUGGGUCAAGAAGGACAAGCUUGUGAAUGGGCACACCCUGACCAGAGCCUGGAAAGAAGAUAGCAACAGGAACCAGUUCAAUGACCGUAAGCAGUAUGGUUCCACCGAAGGCCAUUUCAACAAUGGCAGCCACAUGAUAGACAUUCCUCUGGCAAAUCUGAAGUCUUAUAAGCAAGCAGGAGGUGCUAUUGAGAGUCCUAAGGAGCACCAACUCUAA
This is a messenger RNA of Balaenoptera ricei (Rice's whale), 4381 nucleotides long. It is a transcript of the gene PCDH9, whose product is annotated as protocadherin 9. Gene Ontology annotation, molecular function: calcium ion binding. Gene Ontology annotation, biological process: homophilic cell-cell adhesion. The coding region runs from base 668 to 4381 and encodes 1237 amino acids. Lineage: Eukaryota; Metazoa; Chordata; Mammalia; Artiodactyla; Balaenopteridae. The transcript is spliced from 5 exons. The record is from RefSeq and is a predicted model, not a curated record. Gene Ontology annotation, cellular component: plasma membrane.